Messenger RNA from Girardinichthys multiradiatus, 3269 nucleotides. It is a transcript of the gene cs, whose product is annotated as citrate synthase. The transcript is spliced from 11 exons. Lineage: Eukaryota; Metazoa; Chordata; Actinopteri; Cyprinodontiformes; Goodeidae. The record is from RefSeq and is a predicted model, not a curated record. The coding region runs from base 119 to 1528 and encodes 469 amino acids. Gene Ontology annotation, cellular component: mitochondrial matrix. Gene Ontology annotation, biological process: carbohydrate metabolic process; citrate metabolic process; tricarboxylic acid cycle.
AAUCCUUCUUCAACCUUCUACUUUCAAGAGGGGCACCUUCAACCCGGUCUGCGGUGCACUGGCAGUGGCUCCAUUUGUUUGAAACAAGAAGUAGAAAUAACACGUUGAUAUAGACACAAUGUCCUUCCUGACUAUUAACAGGCUAGCACCUAAACUUCUCAAUUCAAAGAAUGCCACAUACUUCUUUGUGGCUGCUAGGAAUGCCACUGCAUCGACAACAAAUCUGAAGGAUGUGUUGGCAGACCUCAUCCCUAAAGAACAGACCAGAAUUAAGAACUUUAAGCAACAGUAUGGCAAAACAAACAUAGGUCAGAUUACUGUUGACAUGGUCUAUGGUGGUAUGAGAGGCAUGAAGGGUCUGGUAUAUGAAACAUCUGUGUUGGAUCCAGAGGAGGGCAUUCGUUUCAGAGGUUACAGCAUUCCAGAGUGUCAGAAGUUGCUGCCUAAAGCUCCAGCAGGUCAGGAGCCACUGCCUGAGGGCCUCUUUUGGCUGCUGAUAACAGGACAAAUACCAACUGAGGAGCAGGUAAACUGGGUGUCCAAAGAGUGGGCGAAGAGAGCAGCACUCCCCUCUCAUGUUGUCACCAUGUUGGAUAAUUUCCCCACAAACCUGCACCCCAUGUCUCAGCUUAGUGCUGCUAUCACAGCUCUGAACAGUGAGAGCAGCUUUGCACAGGCAUACUCUGAGGGAGUUCACAAGUCCAAGUACUGGGAGUUUGUCUAUGAAGACUCCAUGGACCUGAUUGCCAAGUUGCCCUGCAUUGCUGCUAAGAUCUACCGCAACCUUUAUCGUGAAGGAAGCAGCAUCGGAGCCAUCGACUCCAACCUGGACUGGUCCCAUAACUUCACCAACAUGCUGGGCUACAGCGACGCCCAGUUCACUGAGCUAAUGAGGCUCUAUCUCACCAUCCACAGUGAUCAUGAAGGAGGCAACGUAAGUGCCCAUACCAGCCACCUAGUAGGGAGUGCCCUCUCUGAUCCCUAUCUGUCCUUCAGCGCAGCUAUGAAUGGUCUGGCUGGUCCUCUUCAUGGUCUGGCCAAUCAGGAAGUGCUGGUGUGGCUGACUGCCCUGCAGAAGGAGCUUGGAGGGGAAGUAUCUGAUGAGAGGAUGAGGGAUUAUAUCUGGAACACACUCAAGUCUGGAAGGGUGGUUCCAGGUUAUGGCCAUGCGGUCCUAAGGAAGACUGACCCACGUUACACCUGCCAGCGAGAGUUUGCCCUGAAACAUCUGCCCAAUGACCCCAUGUUUAAGUUGGUUGCCCAGCUUUACAAAAUUGUACCCAAUGUGCUCUUGGAGCAGGGUAAAGCCAAGAACCCCUGGCCUAACGUGGACGCUCACAGUGGAGUUCUUCUGCAGUACUACGGAAUGACGGAGAUGAAUUACUACACUGUCCUCUUCGGUGUGUCCCGUGCUCUGGGCGUCCUCGCCCAGCUGGUGUGGAGUAGAGCCCUAGGCUUCCCCUUGGAGCGCCCCAAGUCCAUGAGCACAGAUGGACUGAUGGCCCUGGUCGGACCCAAGUCAGGCUGAAGCGACACCUCAAAGGAGCUGGGGGUUAGCAUGAAGGGUGAGACGAUGUGGAAACAUCUAAAGGCAGACAUCAGUUGACCCUUUUGUCAUUUCCAACCCCAGGGAUUUAUUGGGAUUCAAAGAGACAGUACGCUUUUAAUGUUAUUACACUAAAGAAGGGCCUUUUAAAUUGUCACACCAAUAAUGUCCUGCAUUUAGUUAACCACUGACAAGUUUCCCCAUCACAUUUGCAUGCUUGGAACUUGAGAGGAACAAACUUCAGACAUGCACAUAUGAAACCUUGAGUGGGCUCAAAAUGUUUUCCAGUCCUUGUCUGCAAGCAUCUGUAAGAUUUCCCUGAGCACUGCCUGCAUGGUUCACAUUGAGCACCGAGUCUGAGCUUUGAAUAGGCAGAAGCAUUCAAAGGGAGCUGUGGGAGUGAACUACACUUCCUAGAUAUUAAAAAAUCUUCUAAAACCCUUCAGCUUUGGAUUAAAAUUUUUGUGUUCUAUGCAAUCUUAUUUUCCUAUACAGGUAAUUGGUGUGUUUCACUCCCACAUAUGAACACUCCAGUUUGAAAUAAAUUUAAAAAAGGUCCUAAGCAGUAACCCAGUGUGUAAUCUGUUGAAGAUAUCUGUUUAAUUAAAAGUUACUGCCCCUUUAAAUCUUUGAUCUCCCCCAUUUCUCCUGCUUGUAUUUUUAUUUUGUUUUUUUUUUAAUAAAUGACUUCGGAUACCUCUAUGAUCAAAAUGCCUGUCUGCAUAGAAAUAUCGUCACUUUUCCUUUAAAAUUUCAGGUUUUAUUAAGUUUCUACUGAAAGGGUCUUAAGAAUUGUAGAUGAUGAAGAAUGUUCACCAACAGUGUGACAAAUUUGACUCAAAAUGGUGUUGUAGUUGCCUGUAAAAUCCUUAAGAGCAAGCUUGAGAUUAAAAGGUUUGAUGGGGAGGUUUUGUAGUGUAUUUUAAUCCCCACAGGAGAGCGCUUUGACAUCAACUACUUGAAAAUGAGCGCUUGAUUGGGUUUCCUAAUAGCAGUAGAACCCUUCCAGCUUGAUUGUGUAAUUUUUUUUUUUUUUUUUACUGCGGGUUUAUUUAUGUUGAAAAUGCAAAGAAAGUAAUCUUUGGGUUCUCAUUUUGUGGUUUUAUUUAUACUUUGUGUACAUAUAUGUGUAUAGCUUGAAUGUAUGAGCUGUAUGCUAUCACCUGCUUGUUAUAACCACAAUGAGUCCCACAGUUUACCAACGAUGUAAUCACGGUGUCCAGUUCGGUCGCAUUGGUCUCCGUCUCAUUCUGACAAUGAACAAAAAAAACCUGCAGUUGUCUUGUAAAUACAGGUUCUUGCUGGUUUUGUUUAUUUUUUUCUUUUCAAAUAAAUGUUUCAAGCUUGCUCUUAGGUUCUGGGUUGGUCAGCACUCCGUGUUUGUGAAGUUUCUGCUCCUGCAUAUUUACUCCCCCCCCUCCCCUCCCAAACUUUCAGUCGGUAGUUCAAACAACUGAUUCAUUACUACUGUGAUUUCAGGCUCAAUCAGGCAUCUGUGUUUUCUUGUGUUCUUCCAUGUAUUGGGUGGUUCCUGAGAUGUGGUCAUUUUGAUCGUAGAGGGCUACAAAGGUUGUGUGUAACUCGGCAAACUGAUUGCAGGUGGUUUCAUUGAAGAGAUGCUUUAGCAGAUUGAGUUGGAUGGGUCAAAUGGGCAAAACAAUAAGUUUAAAAAAACAAUUGUUGAAAAAGACAAAAAAAUGAAAAAUAAAGGUUUUUAUUAGUA